This is a messenger RNA of Gaeumannomyces tritici R3-111a-1, 1278 nucleotides long. RefSeq lists its product as hypothetical. The record is from RefSeq and is a predicted model, not a curated record. The transcript has a single exon. The coding region runs from base 158 to 676 and encodes 172 amino acids. NCBI's taxonomy places the organism in Eukaryota, Fungi, Ascomycota, Sordariomycetes, Magnaporthales, Magnaporthaceae.
AAAAUAUGUGGCUGUCCUGGGAUCAAACAGUGUCGUGAUAUCUGGAGAGGCAUCAAACUCACGAACUCAUCAGAUCAAGAUUAGAAAAGGAAGAAUCCACUUGGAAACGACCAAGAGUAUCACUCUCGGACCCGAAACGUAUACACCACUAGCAGCCAUGAUCUCCUCCAGCUUCCUCUCCACCCUCCUAGCGUCUGCCCUUGUCGGUACCUCUUCCGCGACCGCUAUCCCAUCCGCUCCCCGCUGGGACCAGCAGGGCCCGCCCGCCCCCGCCGCGGCCACCUGGGCCAAGAGGGAUGAAGCCGGUACCCCGGUGUUCCAGGCCAGCAACUACAUCUGGGGGUGCUCGCCCGGCGGCUGCAGCAACGCGUUCAACCUCACGGCGCCCGCCGGCUACCGCGAGGGCGCGCCCGGCUUCAACGUCGUGUGCAACGGCGUUUACAUCCAGUCCGGCUGGCGCGUCUGCUGGAACCCGGAUCUGUCGCCGCUCCCUGGAAACAACAUCGUCGAGACCCUCUGGACCGACGGGCCGAACAGAACGCACAUGUACCUGGGCGCCGCGCACAUCUACACCCAGGAGGACGGCACCAGGGUCAACGCGACCGGCCUGGCCGAUAUAGUGCCUGAGAAAGGAAUGAGCUUCGAGUUCCCGGUCACCAUCAUCAGUACUCCCUAAUAAUUGGGGCAAUGUGCGAAGUGAGGCUUUGCUUCUAAUCGCUCGGUUUGGGUUUCUGGAGAGGGGCCUCAACGUUGCGUGAGGGAAUUUUGUGUUAGAGCUGCUUUGGGGAAUUGCAAGAUCUCUAAAUUCGCUCUGGAUGGAAUGGAAUGAAAGAAAUUAUCGCAACCGCAGUAGCUUGGGCCCUUCGCCCUAACCCAAGCCGAAUAAGCUUGUGUCAGCUUGGUUCUUCUUUUCCGACCAAGUGCCGACGCGGGGAAGUUCCCGUCGUGGGGGCAUGUCGUUUAUUAGCCGCCCCCACUGUCUUGCCGACGUGGCGCCGCCUCGGCUGCGUCAAGACAUCUUGCCUGCCGAGCUCCAAUCCUGGAAACGCCCAGCUAGGAUUAUUUUGCCAUCGUAGCCUUACUGAAAGAACAUGUCUUUAUACCUAGGUAGGCCGUUAUAAGAUAGUGCUGGAAAAUGCAAUCUUCGACCUCCCCGGACCUUUUAUGGCCGGGAUGGGUGGUAGUCGAGAGCUGGGUAAUCAGCAGCGGGCGCUCAGCAAGACGUAGUGGACACACGACCGCCCUCCCCCGUCCCCUACAACGGGCAUAACAAGGCGG